GUCUGGAUAAUGAGCAUAGGGGCUAGAUCGAAACUAUAAAACUCUAACAAGUUAAAAAGAAAGUAUAAAGAUAUUUAUACGGGCUUAGUAAUGACUAUUUGUAUAAUUAUAUUGCAUAUGGAAUGAAAAAUAAAAAUGCUCGCGCAUUUAAAUGUUUUCAAGACCUAGAGUUUAGAGUUGUUAGUUGUUAGUGUAGGUGUAGGUAGACCAGGUGAUGAAAGCUUUAGUGGUCAGUCAGCGGUAGUCGCUUGAGUAGUUCACAUGUAUUUUUUUCCGACAAGUAAAAUCUAUUUUACUUAUUAAUAUAAAUCCUUAAUAAUAAUACAAGUAUUAUAUCGCGUGUUUGAGUAGUUAAAGCCCUUGGCACUCUUACUCUUCUCACCCUCACUUAUAGUCAGCGACACGGCUUAAACUUUCUGGGACAUUAAUAACGUGAUCUUGGUACACUUAUUUCUUCUCGGGGACGCGGCUCAAAUUUAAAUAACUUUCUUCAUAAGUUAGAAAUUAUUUUUAUUAUCAAAAACUUUCAGAUUAUCUGUAAUCUGUAUCCUGAUUAAUUCCUGUGGUAAUUUUUAUAAUUUAUUAUUAAUAGAUUUUAUUGAUUACUCUGGAAGAUAAAUUGUGAAAUUAAUGUAGCUUAAUACAAGUUGGAAUUAUUUUUUUAAACAUAAAUGACGUUUAAUAAUUCACUGGCUGUUGAUUAUUUUUGUGAUGAGUAUGACACAAUUCGGUAGCAGUGGAAGCGGCGGAAGUGGUAGUAGUUCAAGUGGUAGUACUAGAAAUUUCAAAGACAGGGUUGAGAGACGCUCUGUUCCGGAAAAAUUGAUGGUGGUUGUACGAAUUAGACCGCUCGGACAAGAUGAAGCCGGUCCAAGAGUGCUACAUGCUAUUAAUAAUAAGAUGGUUAUGGUGGAUGACUUAGAAACAGACAAACAGAAACGUGCUUCACCUAAGCAAUAUUUGUACGAUUUAGUGUUAGGGGAAGAUUCAUCGCAAGAAGCAGUUUACGAGGGAACAACUAAAUCACUGGUGCAAGAUAUAAUCGACGGAUAUAAUGCAACUGUUUUUGCAUAUGGUGCCACUGGGGCAGGGAAAACACACACGAUGGUCGGCAGUGCUGAAGAGCCUGGUGUUAUGGUUCGGGCGUUGAAUGAUAUUUUUUUAGCAGCACGAAGACUUUCAAAUGACGUUGAUGUUGAGGUAAUAAUGUCAUAUCUUGAGAUAUACAAUGAAAAUAUUCGCGACCUGUUGAAUCCAAAUACUGGUUACUUGGAGUUGCGUGACGACUCGCGAGGUCGCAAUAUACAAAUCACUGGGCUCACUGAAGUUUCGAUAAAUUCAACGGAAGAGGUAAUGAAAUUGUUACACCAAGGCAACAAAGCACGGACAGUUGAGCCGACAGCUGCUAAUGAAACGUCAUCUCGUAGCCAUGCUUUACUUAACGUCGUAGUGAAGCAAACAACGAGGCCAUCGUCUAGUCGUGACCUUCGACAUCGGGCACGUGUCAAGCAGGGUAAACUUUUUAUGAUUGAUCUUGCUGGCUCCGAAAGAGCAAAACAAACAAAGAAUCAAGGAAAACGUCUCCAAGAGGGUGCUCAUAUAAAUCGAUCACUUUUAGCGCUUGGUAAUUGCAUAACAGCAUUGUCUGGUGGUGCGCGUUAUGUUAACUACCGAGAUUCUAAGCUUACAAGGCUUUUAAAGGAUGCACUUGGUGGUAAUUGUCGGACUGUAAUGAUUGCUCAUGUUUCACCCUCGGGUAUUCAUCGGGAAGAAAGUAAAAACACAUUGAUGUACGCUGAUCGCGCUAAUCGGAUCACUACCAAAGCUGAACAAAAUAUUGUUGAUGUUAAUUAUCAUGUCUCGCAGUACCGAGACAUAAUUAGCGAUUUAAAAAAUGAAAUCUCUAGGCUUAGAAAUAAAAUGCGCGAUACUGAGAUACCUGACAUUGGAAGACCUGAGACCCAAGAAAGAAUUAGUACUACUAAAGUUAAUGAUCUAAGAUCUUUGAGGGAAAAAAUAGUUUCUGCGUUUAAAGAACAAAUGCGGCUAAGGCGUAAACUCAUGGAAUUAGAUAGCCAUCUACUGGGUCUUAAUAUAGCUGCUGAACAACAGCAUGCAAUUAUUUCACACUGGGAGUCUAGAAAUAAUAAACUUUAUAAAGCUAGUAAAGAAAAUACCAGACGGAGAUCUAGCGCUGAUAGCCAGAUUGAUGAAACUGAAAGCGAAGAUUUGGGUGAAGAGUAUGAAAUAAACGAUAUUACUGUGCAACAAGCUUGGACGGAAUUGUCGGAAAUUAAUAAAGAACAAGAGCGUUAUAUUGAAAUCCGAGCGAUUACUGAACGGGAAUUGGAAAAUUGUCGGCAACGGAGUGCGUCUCUUGAAGAUGAAUUACCGGCUAGAAUAAAUUCGGAAGAAGAGCGUGAGCUGUUGGCGUUAAUGCUCAGAGUUCAUGAAUUAGAAGCUGACAAAAUGAUGCUGCAAAGUGAACGAUUGGUUAAACAGCAUGAAUUAAGAAGAAGAGAACUUUUGCUGCUAAGGUAUGAUCGUCAGCGGCAAAUUUCUGAUGAAAUUAUCACUCGCCAGCGUAGAAUUAUGGAAGUUUGUUCGUCUGAAAAAUUUUUAGAUGGUAAACUAUCUCUUCCGUCGGAUUUACAAGAAUUGUAUAUAAUGUACCAACAAGAAAUCCAUGCUGCUGCUUACAAUGAUAGUAAUUUAGUUGAUUUAUCAGUAUCUUCCAUGCUAUUUAAUAACCGUCUGCCACCAAUAAAUCGUGGAAUUCAUUUUGAGAGCCUUGAUGACACAAGAUUACCGAGCAGCUCUACGGAUUCUGAUUGGGAAUCGCCGUUACCACCAAUACCAGAGCCACAGGAAAUUGAAAAUGUAAUGGGUCCAGUCGUGCGUCCAUUAAUUUCUCCAUCUGUUUUCUUCCCACCGAUAUCUAACUCCAAGCGAAAAAAUCAAGAAAAUAAAUUACGGAGAGUCGCAAGUGAUAAUAAUGUAAAUUCACCAAAGAGUUUACGUGACUCACGAUUGAAGGGAUAAUCUUCUUUCUUCAAUAAUCGUCAAUAAAUAAAAUUAGCUGUAAUAAGCUACCAGUACCUGACAAUAUUAAAAUAUUAUAAAUUUUUAAAGUAAUAAUGAUAGCGAUUAAUCAUUAUUGAGAGUUGAUGCGCGUUGACGACGUCGUUUUCUGGCCUCUGAAUCAACGACCGGCGAAGAGGACACUACAGAUGUAGAAGCUGUCGGCUGAUUUUCAAAUAAUUUUUCUUUUACGGAUAAUGGUGGUCUGGCUGACUGAUCUGUUAAAUUACUUGUUUCAAUUAUUUCAUAAUUAGUUUGUCCAGAUUUUUUUGUCCUCACGAUAACGCGCUUACGAUUUGGAGAAAACUGAAUGCUGUCAUCCUGUGCGAAGAAAUUUAAAGAGAGAGAACUAUCUCGUGGCUCCCAGACAUGAAUAGAUCCUUCAUGAUCUGGAGUGGUAUCUUCAAUUUUAGAUUUCCCAAUGGGCAUAAUAUCUUCGUCAGUUGAAGAACAUUUUGAUGAAUCAACCGGCGUUCGUACUUUAAGCUUCCACUCUUCUAGCCGCUCCUCCCAUACGCGCUUCCGUUCAUUCCAGUAGUCUAAUUUACAUCCGUAAAUUAGUUCUUCUUUACAUAAGCAGUGUGUUAAUAACUAUUUAAUAACUUAAUUAAUUAAUUAACUAAAAAUCAAUCAAUUAUUUUCAUCAAACGUAUCUCUUGUUACUGAUUAAGCUCACCGAGUUGUGACGUCUGCUGAGCACUAAAUUAAAACGCAUUUCAUUUUUUUUAAUAUCUUCAAUGCUCCGAGAGAUUUCAUCCGUAACAUAUUUUAUGUAUUUAGCAAUUAUAU
This is a messenger RNA of Cotesia glomerata, 3870 nucleotides long. RefSeq names its product kinesin-like protein KIF19 (gene Kif19A). Bases 712 to 3042 code for a protein of 776 amino acids. NCBI's taxonomy places the organism in Eukaryota, Metazoa, Arthropoda, Insecta, Hymenoptera, Braconidae. The transcript is spliced from 13 exons. Gene Ontology annotation, biological process: microtubule-based movement. The record is from RefSeq and is a predicted model, not a curated record. Gene Ontology annotation, molecular function: microtubule motor activity; microtubule binding; ATP binding.